This is a messenger RNA of Teleopsis dalmanni, 2039 nucleotides long. RefSeq names its product probable serine/threonine-protein kinase clkA. The record is from RefSeq and is a predicted model, not a curated record. The transcript has 2 exons. Bases 211 to 1698 code for a protein of 495 amino acids. Lineage: Eukaryota; Metazoa; Arthropoda; Insecta; Diptera; Diopsidae.
CAAAUAAUUUUGCAAUUCAAUUCAUAAAACGAAAUGAAUGGUGUGCUUUUUUAUAUCUUUUACACCAUAAAACUGUAUACCUCUAUAUAACAACCCUGCUCAAGUCCUGUUCUUAUUACAUCAAAUUUGCAAACAGAGUUCAUUUGUAAUUCUACUUUGCCCGCAAGUAAAAUUUUAGAAUUAAUUGAAGAUUCGGAAUAAUACUGGAAAAUGUUUGGUAAUAAUUAUAAAGAAGCUUCAGGCGUGGCGACUUGUGUUAGGUGCAAUCAAUUGGCGUCUUAUGUGUGCCAAAAGUGUGGUGAGCCCUAUUGCUCAGGAGUUUGUCAAAAACUAGAUUGGCGUUCCCAUCGUUUCAUAUGCAGAGAAAUGCCUAAGUUAGUAACAAGAAAAGUAUAUGACAAAGAAAACAUUGGGAUAGGAUAUCCAUUGCAAGAAGUGCGUGGUUUUGCUGAAUAUGAAGGUUCUGUUAAUAAUUAUUUUGAGUUUGAACAAAAUAACCAGGAAUUGCAGCAACGCGUGCAGUCAAGUAUGCAACUACGUAACACUCAAGGUCAAUAUGACAAGAUUGAGAAACAACAAUUUAACCAUGUUGGACAGCAAGGUAAAGAUGCUAAAAAUCGAUUUGGUCCUGCUAGCCAAAAUCGAUUCAAUCAGGAUGGUUAUCAACAAUAUGUUAAACAAUUUGAUAAUAAUGAGUCAUACCGGCAAACUUAUGAUAUCCAAAAACGGGGAAAUCAAUGUGGUCAACAGCAGCAUAGUUCGGAUAGUGCCUUGAAGAGAAAUCAACAGCGCGGCAACUCUGGUUCACAAAAUUAUGAUGCUUAUGAAACACAAUACAAACAGGCUGAACUAAAUGAACGGUCUGACCGUAAUGGUAGCUUAUCAUGUUGUAGUUGUGAUAACGAUCAACAGCGUAACUCGGGUCGUCAAGAACAUUACAACUACGAUGGGCAGCAACAGCAAAAUGAUGAGACACGUCAACGUAAACACCGUCGACGACGUCAACGUAAAAACGGUCAACAACGUCAACGUAAAAACGGUCAGCAAUCACAUAACGAUAACGGUCGGCAACAGCACGAUAAUGAUGGUCAGCAACAAAUAAAGUCACAAUGUGGUCUGCAGCAAUGUGGCGAUGGUCUGUCACAUCGUAGUUAUGAUAACGAUCAACAGCGUAACUCGGGUCGUCAAGAACAAUGUAACUACGAUGAGCAACAACAGCAAAAUGAUGAGACACGUCAACGUAAACACCGUCGACGACGUCAACGUCAAAACGGUCAGCAACGUCAACGUAAAAACGGUCAGCAAUCACAUAAUGAUAACGGUCAGCAACAGCACGAUAACGAUAAUCAGCAACAAAUAAAGUCACAAUGUGGUCUGCAGCAAUGUGGCGAUGGUCUGUCACAUCGUAGUUAUGAUAACGAUCAACAGCGUAACUCGGGUCGUCAAGAACAAUGUAACUACGAUGAGCAACAACAGCCAAAUGAUGAGACACGUCAACGUGAACACCGUCGACGACGUCAACGUAAAAACGGUCAGCAACGUCAACGUAAAAACGGUCAGCAACGUCAACGUAAAAACGGUCAGCAACGUCAACGUAAAAACGGUCAGCAAUCACAUAACGAUAACGUUCGGCAACAGCACGAUAAUGAUGGUCAGCAACAACAACAACAAAAACGUAACUAUAGCGAUCAACAGUAGCGCAAUAAUGAUGGUCAGCAACAACAACAUAAUUAUAAUGCCCAGCAAUAUAAUGGCCAACAUAAUUAUAAUAUUUCAAAGAUUGCAGAUACAAACAGUUAAAUAGUAUGACAAAUUCUAUGAAACCGGUUGUCCAGUUUUAGGUUUCAUCGAAUUAAGUUUUAUGUAAACUUAAAGAUCUGUUUGUUUAUAAAUCAGUUUUUGAUAAUCCUGAAAUAUUACAGGAUUGAAUGUAACAAUCGAUUUAUAUUAUAUCAUUACUCAGAAUUACCUUAAAUAAUUCAUUACAUUUUUUUUCUAAACACACCUUGUAUCUAUAUAUCGUAAAUGUGCGGGGUUCA